AAACGAAGACACCGUGUUUGAAGCUGGCAAAGUUUCCAAGUGGGUCAACGAGGCAGCAGAUCGGUGAGCAGUAAAAGGAGAACUUUUAGCAGCUUUUAAUGAAGAACGACUUGUCUCCAGCAGCAGCAGCGAGCCGGAGAUUUGCUCAUCUGCUAUCUGCGAUUACACCUACGAAGACAAAGAACGAUUACAACUACCUGCCUGAUGCGUUGCCUCCUCUUCCUGAAGUCCCGGACUCCGGCUCGGUCCUGAGUUCUGUUAACAUUCCGGCCCGCUGCCUCCGCAACCCGGCCUUCCGCCACACCUCCUCGAGCUACUGCUCCGCCCUCAGCAUGGACUCCUCUCCCGACAGCGCCGAAAGGCCGAUCAGCUACAGCUCCACCUCUUCCUCAGCAUCUUCCCGGGACAGUCACUGCUCGCUGGGCAGCCGCUCCACCCUCGUCCCAGCCCCUCACUGCAACCCGGCGACCCCAGACCGGGACUCCGGGGCAAUUCGGUUGGAACUGGUCCCCGCCCGGCAGUUGGGAUGCCAGGAGGAAGAUCAUCGAAAUGAUGGAGGGGUGGACACAGGGAGGGGACAAGGGAGACAGAGCAGUGGACAGACUUUGACAGAACAUUCAGAGCCUGAGGUUGGUCCAGAUGGACCAGGAGAGCGGACGGGUCAGGUGCAGGGACCCAGGACGUAUGUGGACCGGGUGGUGCAGGAGAUACUGGACACAGAGAGAACCUACGUCCAGGACCUACGCAGCAUUGUAGAGGACUAUUUGGAGUGUAUCAGUAAUCAGUCUCGGCUGGCCUUGAGCUCUGAGGAUAAAGGCUCCCUCUUCGGCAACAUCCAGGACAUCUACCACUUUAACAGGGAUCUUCUUUAUGAUCUUGAGAAAUGCAACGCUGACCCUGUCGCCAUCGCGGAGUGCUUCGUAUCCAAGAGUGAAGAAUUCCACAUUUAUACUCAAUACUGCACCAACUACCCACGGUCGGUGGCUGUGCUAACAGAGUGCAUGAGGAACAAGGCGUUGGCCAAGUUUCUCCGCGAGCGCCAGGAAUCUCUGAGGCACUCCCUGCCCCUGGGCUCCUACCUGCUCAAGCCAGUGCAGAGGAUCCUCAAGUACCACCUACUGCUGCAUGAGAUAGCCAACCAUAUGGAGAAGGACACAGAGACCUACGAGGUUGUGCAGGAAGCCAUAGACACCAUGCAGAGAGUGGCCUGGCACAUCAACGACAUGAAGAGGAAACAUGAGCAUGCCGUUAGGUUGCAGGAAAUCCAAAGCUUGCUGACCAACUGGAAGGGCCCUGACCUUAUCGGCUAUGGAGAGUUGGUUCUCGAAGGAACAUUUCGUCUGCAGCGAGCCAAGAACGAGAGAACUCUCUUUCUGUUUGACAAGCUUCUGCUCAUUACCAAGAAACGAGAAGAAACCUACACGUACAAGGCCCACAUACUGUGCUGUAACCUGAUGCUGGUGGAAAUUAUUCCCAAAGAACCACUGAGUUUCAGCGUGUUUCACUACAAGAAUCCCAAACUUCAGCACACGGUCCAGGCCAAAUCACAGCAAGACAAGCGCAUGUGGAUCUUGCACCUCAAGAGACUCAUACUUGAAAACCAUCCAGCCAAAAUCCCUGCCAAGGCUAAGCAAGCAAUUUUGGAGAUGGAUGCAAUGCAUCAUCCCGGGUUUCAUUACAGCCCUGAUGGAGACAAGAAAGAUUCCCAUCAGACCAAGGAGGGUCCAACCCCUCGUAGAGGACGCAGGAAAGAACCUCUUUCCAAAUUAUUGAAGAAUGCCAAGCAGAAUGCUGCCAACACAGACGGUGAAAAGCGAAUAAGUCUGGGUGCCACCCUGCUCUCGCCAAUGUCCCAGCUGGCUUUGGGCACCAUCGGUCGCAGCCGCAGCCUCAUCAACCAAUCACAGGAGUCCCUGGACCCCGGAGAUCACUAUGACCACAGUGACAGAGAAGAAGAGCAGCAUCAGCAAGAUGCUGACGAUGAAGAUGACAGUGGCCUGGGAGGUGGAAAGAGGCUGCGAGUCCCUGGCAAAAGCAGCAGGAAGAGGCUGAACCCUCAAGCAUCUGUCGACAGUAUAGAACAAUGGAAAUCCUUCAACAUGAGUUCUACAGACCUACAGAGAGCCAGAGAAACCCUAGUGAGGGAAGGAAGUCACCACCCGCCGCUUCUCAGGACACGUCGUGUGACAGAGGAGCCUCCUGACACCCCCAUUCCCUCUGUAGUAGUCACAGAAAGUGACCAGUCUGUGAGGAACAUCUGGGCCGACCACCGUGCUCGGAGGGCCAUGUUCCCCACCCGCCAGAGAACCAUGCAGCCGGAUGAUGAGGACGAGGACAUCUACCAGAUGUUUGUCCCAACAGAGCCAAGCGGACCAGAACCAGAGGUGCCCUCGGAGAGGUCAGAGGCCACCUCGUCGCCCAAGACAGCUCGGCCCUGCAGCUGGCACGUGGAACAGCUGCCCACAGUGCAGAUUGACCCUCCGCCCGAUGGGAGCAGAGUCCUGCGGAGGGCGAGCAGCGCAGGGGAGAACGCUACGCAGGCUCGACACAGUCCGGAUGAUGACGACCAGGCCGCUCACAGCAACUUGGAAGUGAUCCACACUGAAUCCUCCAGCAAUGACAUAUCCGGAUCAUCCUCGGCUGAGCAGCUGACGCUAGACGAUAUUGAAAAUGUGUAUGACAACAUCAGCUAUGAGGACCUCAAGAGAAUGGGCCUCGUCAGAAGAGACCCUGAGGAAAGCCAGCCACGGAAAGAGACCUCUGCAGAUGCACAGGGUCUCCAGGGCCAGGCAGCAAGGGUGCAAAACACUCCAGAGGCUCCUGUGGUUACAGCGCCUAUGAUUGAACCAGACAUUUCCUCAGAUAACAAUAGGUCCUCCGCACAGGAGGCGGGGCCAUUUGGGACAUGUGAGCUCAAGAUAGUAGAGGAGAACAUCUACGACACCAUCUGUUUCAGGGAGCCCCCAUCAACGGAGCUUAAAGGAAUGAAUGAACGCGAUAAACUAAAACUACAGAGGGACAGUCUACUGGCCUCUGAACAAGACCUGAGUGAAAGCAUUGGAGGGUUCGUAUCCGAGGAGAGCCUCCACUUUGGAGAAGACGAAGGACCGGACACCUCCCGGACUGUCCCGUGUUCCUCUGAGCCAGAUUAUUCCUCCUCGUCUGCCUCCGAGACUUUCUCUCAGCGUUCGCAGAAAGGGGAUAAGAUGUCAGAGCAGGUCGACGAGAUCUGGAACGAUCUUGAAAACUACAUCAAGAUCAAUGAGAAGAAAGCCGAUAGACUCCCGGCGGCCUUCCCUGUCAGCGCCAGCGAGUCGCCCAAGAAGGCGUCCUCUGUCAAAAACAGCCCUAAAAAGAGCCGCCCUGUAAUAAGUCCUCAAGGAGCCAGCCCCCCAACCAAGAGUCCCCCAACACAUCAGCCUAAACCUCCACCUGUCACCUCCAUGCCGUCAUUCACCAUCCCAGUCAUCAACCUCCCUGAACCUCAAAGUGAAGGCACCACUGCAGAAGAAACCCACAGCACUUCUCCUACAUCGCGCCCCCUUCCUGACACCCCAGAACCCCUCCCCGGCACAGUGAAGAGCAUCCGUAACAGACUGGCACGCCUCAGCAGCGGAAGCUUCCGCCUGGAGGACGACGACCUGGUGGAGCUUCCUCAACGAAAUACCCCUCAGAAGGAUCUUCCCCUCAAGGACCUUCAUAGUUUGUUUCCAGGGGAGCUGGCAGGUCUGGACUCACCCCUGGCCUCCUCCUCUCUACUGUUGGGGGAGUCCGUGGACUUGGAUCUAAUGGAAAAAUCAAAGAACCGGGUGUUCCUGAUGGCACGGCAGUACAGCCAGAAGAUCAAGAAAGCCAACCAGCUGCUGCGCAUGAGGAGCAUGGACCCUGGAGACCCUUGUAGUCGGACCAGAACUGAGAAGAAGCAGAAAGACCUGGCAGCCAUCUUGGAAGAAAAGAAACAAGGGGGCACUGCCAUAGGUGCAAAGAUAGCGGAGUACUCGCAGCUCUAUGACCAGGUAAUGUUUCGGGAUCCUCCGGGUCCAGCUGGCCCUCAUCACACCCACCCAGGGCUGCCGUCCUCUCCGUCCAUGCCUGAGACCUGCAUGGACGAGGACUGGCUCCACUCCACCUACAGCAACGGAGAGCUGGUCAGCUUUAUCUCUUCGUCCAGUGAGUUGGAUGAGGCCCGAGCGUCUUCUACCCCGCAGCACAGACUCACCUCCGCCUGCUCCAUCCCUUCUUUCAAGACCUCCCCCUCAUCUCCAACUACCCCGCCGUCCCAGCGGUGGAGCUCCUGCAUGUCGGCGCCGAGCGAAAAAGACGAGCAUGUGUACAGUUCCAUUAAGAGACAUCCUUCCUUUAACGCUCCGUCUCCUCCCUCCUUAAAGUCUUCCCCAUCCAGUCACUGCCAGUCGCUCGGCUCUCUGGGCGGCCAGCAGCAGGAGAAGAACCAGUCCGGACUCAAGUGUAACAUACCCACGGACAGACUUCAUGGCCCAAGUCUGGGUCGCGCUGGUCGGCAAAGUAGCCUCCCUGAGCGCUUUACCCAGGGACAGUCAGACCUCACUUUACACGACGGUCAACAGGUGGUGGUCCUGAACCGGGCUUCUGCACUGAGCAUACUCAAUGCCACGCAGAACUACCUGGCUAACUUUAAGGACGACGGGGAGGACGAUGAUGACUAUGUAGAGAUCCGCUCCGAGGACGAGAGCGAGCAGGAGCAGGACAGGUUGGCGAGGCGAAACGGUGGCUCGGCAGUCCUGUCCAAUCAGAACAGGGGUCUUAUUCACUCCCAGAGUCUGCCGUGCACACCGGUGCACUCCUGCGACCCGCUGAGGUCCCUGGACCGCGAGCAUCUGGAGAAUUACCUGUGGAGCGAGCCGCAGCAGAGCCAACCCAAAAUCGUCCAGUCUUUGAGGGAGAAGUUCCAGUGUCUGAGCUCCAGUAGCUUUGCCUGAGUCUAUAUGACUAAUAAAAGCCAAAUAUAUGUAAACAUACAGCAUAUAGCAACAAAACGGACACCGCUGCUUUGCCUUGAAUGCCAUCACUCAUUCAACACAAUAAUCCACAAACAUAGCACAUCUCUCAACAUCGUUCAGAAUCACUUUCUUUGAUUGCAGCCAUAUUUGUAACAACUUAGGUGAAUCUCACUGUUACUGGACUUCAAUAUAAAUGAUAGGUUUCUGUUAAUAGUCAAAAGCCUGCAGGUGAGCUGCCCUAGCACUUGAAACGUCUGCGGUCAAAACAAGAUGUUCUCAGUCAUUCGCAAAGGUAUUCAGUGUGACUGAAUGGGUUUUAAUAUUCAAAGGAAUUCAAAGUCUUUUAUUGCUUUACGUGUGCGCCUCUUAAGGGAUAAUUGGAGUCAUAUUAAAUGGUUCUGCUGGAGGACUUUGUGCCAAUAAACUGUUGUACAGUUAACACUAGUUCAGGAUAUCUGUUACAAAUUGUAAGAAAUAUAAUCUUGUCUGUGCCCUUCGUCUCAAACCGAAGUACAAGCAUCACCAAUCUGAUGAUCUUUAGUGGAUCUUGACUUGUCAGGAGAACCUCUUCCUUUUAAUUUGCUGUUAAGGUUAUUUUAACGGCUUUCUCAGCACUAGUUGUAGGAGCUGUGAGCCACAGUGGUGGCUAGUGUUUUUGAUUGUGCUUACACUAUUAAACUGUCACUUUUAACAGCUUUUCAGCAAUAAUUGUUCAAAAAUUAUACAGCUGUUAAAAAGACAAAAAUGUUGGUUUAUAUCCAAUAGGUUAAGUAUAACUACACUUAGACCUGUAAGUAUGUUUAAAGUUAUAGGAUUUCACUCUACCUGCCACCUUUGUCAUCAAUAGGGUAUCACGCUUUAAAACCAAGAGAAGACACUAAUAUUUUAAAUAAUCUAUUAAGAACCGUAGGGCUUCAUAUUUAUUUUUGAAUCUGUGAGUAAAUCAGAGAUGUUUUUAUGUGUUAUGGUCUGGAGGCAUCCAUCAUGUAAAAUGUGCAUCUCAAAAAGUGGAUGUUUUUUUUUUUUUUGAAUCACACAUUUUUCACAUUUUGUUUUUAGAGGGACCACGAAGGAGAACAUAGAACACAAUUAGUUAAAAUACUACAGUACUGUAUUUGAUGUAUUAUGUUUUUUCUCUCAAACUGCUGUCACACUACUGAUAAUGCAUCUUCAGUCACAGAAUGAAAGUCACAGUGUCAUUCACUUUAAUAAUGCUCCUACAACACAAUUGUUUACCUUUCCAGAAUUAUCAACACACUAAAGUUGUCCUAUUUAUUUGAAAGCAUCCCUGUUAUUUUGGCCUUUAUCACUAUUCAAGCCACAGACAAGUUGUAAAAUAAAGUAUUUAUUAAAAGAUGGUUUUAUUCAGAUUUAGGGGCGCAGACAAAAUUUGAAUCAAAUACUGUGAAUAAUUUCAGAAGUAGGUUUUUUUAUCAUGCACUGCUUCACAUAGGUUCCAAAUCACAACAGCAUGUGAAAAGUUAAAAAGCACAAUAUCAUGGCUUAAUGUUCAUAUCAGGAAAUAUGCAUCAAAAGCAAGUUAGGAAUAUGAAGUAUGAUUUUUUUUUUAUUUUUUUUUUUUUUUCAUUGUACAUUUUGUCCUGUUUCACUGGUGGGAUUGUCCGUCUUCAUUGACUCUUUUUUUUGCACUUUUCUGUCUUUUUUACGUUUUAUUUGGAAACACUUUGUAAAGAUGUACAUUUUAGGAAAGUUAUUCUUGUAUGCGAUAGGUAUGCUUUAUAAUGUUUUAAUGUUUAAGUUAAGUACUGUAUUUUUUUAACUGCCUAGUUGUCAUUGCUCAACAAAACAAUGUAUUGGAGGUAAUAAACUCAGAUU
Messenger RNA from Anoplopoma fimbria (sablefish), 6815 nucleotides. Its product is annotated as pleckstrin homology domain-containing family G member 1. The coding region runs from base 99 to 4958 and encodes 1619 amino acids. The record is from RefSeq and is a predicted model, not a curated record. Gene Ontology annotation, biological process: intracellular signal transduction. The transcript has 17 exons. Gene Ontology annotation, molecular function: guanyl-nucleotide exchange factor activity. NCBI's taxonomy places the organism in Eukaryota, Metazoa, Chordata, Actinopteri, Perciformes, Anoplopomatidae.